AUGUUAGAUCGGCAAGCACUUGGUGUGGUGCGUUUAUCAUUGCCAAAGAACGUUGCUUACAACAUUGUCAAUGAGAAGACAACUUAUGGGUUGAUUAAAGGGCUAUCUAACAUGUACGAGAAACCUUCAGCGACGAAUAAGGUUCACUUGAUUCAACAAUUGGUAAAUCUAAAGAUGAAGGAAGGUGGCUCAGUGACUGAUCAUGUCAAUGAAUUUAAUUCAAUCUUGUCAAGGUUAACAUCGGUUGAGAUUAAAUUUGAAGAUGAAGUGCAUGAACUGCUGCUAUUAUCAUCAUUACCCAAAAGUUGGCUAGAAACAGUGACAACAAUCAACAGCUCAGCGGGAGGUGCCAAGCUGACAUUCGAAAGCAUACGCGACUCAAUCCUUGGUGAGGAUGUGCACAGACGAAGUGGUGGAGAAUCCUCUAACAACCUUCUUAGUACUGAGGGUCAUUUCAGGAAUCAAUGUCCAAAGCCUGUUGCAGACAAAGGAAAGAAUGAGAUGAACAUUGCAUCAGACUCUAAAGGAGAUGCUCUUAUCUGUGCAGUUGAAAACUUAGUUGAAUCAUGGAUCAUGGAUUCUGGUCUUGGGGAUGUGGUCCUCAAGACUACUUUGGGUAUGAAGUGGGAUUUAAAGAAUUUCAAGUUCAUUUUAGACUUGAAAAGAAUGUUGAUAUCAGUGGAGCUACUUGAUGAUGAAGGUCACCGUGCCACUUUUGAUGAUCAUCAGUGGAAGGUGACAAAGGGACACUUGGUGGUUGCUGGAGGUCAGAAGCGGAGUACACUUUAUAUGGUGGAAGUUUCUGAUGAUGACACACAUGCUAUUGAAGAAGUUGGGGCAUCCACUAUAUGUCACCAAAGACUUGGACAUAUGAGUGACAAAGACAUGACGAUGCUUGCCUCCAAAGAAAGAAUUCUAGAUCUGAAGAAUGUAACAAUAGGUUUUUGUGAGCCAUAUGUUAUUGGAAAACAAAAGAAAGUUACUUUCGCAAAGAUAGAACAUCCACCCAAGACAGGGAAGUUGGAGCUUGUUUAUUCAGAUGUCUAUGGUCCCACUUCAGUUGCUUCAGUGGGAGGAUCUCGGUAUUAUGUUACUUUCAUAGAUGACUACACUAGGAAAGUUUGGGUCUAUUUCUUGUAG
Lactuca sativa (garden lettuce) is the source of this 1140-nucleotide messenger RNA. Its product is annotated as retrovirus-related Pol polyprotein from transposon TNT 1-94. The record is from RefSeq and is a predicted model, not a curated record. NCBI's taxonomy places the organism in Eukaryota, Viridiplantae, Streptophyta, Magnoliopsida, Asterales, Asteraceae.